Molecule: messenger RNA, 3861 nt
Organism: Tilletiaria anomala UBC 951
Lineage: Eukaryota; Fungi; Basidiomycota; Exobasidiomycetes; Georgefischeriales; Tilletiariaceae
Exons: 3
Coding region: 1-3861 (1286 amino acids)
Molecular function (GO): GTPase binding
Source: RefSeq, a predicted model, not a curated record
AUGCCGAGGAAGUCUACAUGGUCUCUCAAUAUGGACCUGCCAACCGAUCUCACAGUCGACCCCGUAGCGACAGCUGUCGAGCUGUCUGCUCAGCUGGCCGAAGUGACAUCCUCGACCACCUUAUCUGCCACCUUGAAGAAACUGCAGAUUCGGGAUCCGAUUCUCGACCUGUGUCCUUCGGUCGACUUUUUAUUAUCCCUGGCUGCCCUUCCGGACGAUGAAAUGUCACACGAUGAAAAGCGUGCGCGUUUAUCCAAAGCAUUACUCCGAGCCGCCGGAAUGGGUGACACGGAUGUGCUGACAUGGAUUGUACAGCCUGGGUCCCCAGCAUGGACAUUUCUGCCGACCACUGUUGCGAAACUUGCAGCGAAAAAUUCUCCUGGGACGCAUCCAUCGGAGGCAGAACGCUCUCCAUGUGUCGACUUCUCCAAGAUUCGCGAUGACGAUGGCGUGGGCCCCGUUGUGUUGGCGUCCAGCUCUGGCAAUCUGGAAGCUGUGCGCUUACUGAUCCGAGAAGGCGCCGACGUCAAUGAAAGAGACGCAUGUGGGUGGACGCCGCUCAUGUGGGCAGCAAACAGCUCGAAUGUUCCCCUCGUCGCGUUUCUCCUUUCCCGGGGAGCCGACCCCGAAGCGCGUAGUCACAAAGGCACGUCUUGCGAAGAUUUUAUCCUUUCUGUGGCAUCAGAACAGCUGUCUAUCGACAAUAAUGCUAUGAGCACCGCAGAUCGAUUCGCAUCGUCUUUUUACACAGUGGCGUCGUCGAGUCGACAGCAUUCGAGCUCACCUGCUACAGCUCACCGCAACUCAGAUCGUGAAGUGAUUGCGGACAUGAUUCUAGAACAUCAGAAGGCUGCAGCAAAGGAGAAACGAAGGUCGAUGCUGGAAUGCAAUGUAGAGGUGGAGGGACUGCAUGGCUUGCGGAUCAACAAUAGUGAAGGUCUCACUAAGAGCAGUGUUGGAAGCAAUGCUCCCACCCCUGCCCGAACGCUAGCAGCAGGAAGUCUCCUUGGCUCCAGCCAAGCCACAGACGAGAGGCCCAUUUCACCCAUGUCAGCAGUCUCGUCUUCAGAGGCGGAAUCAGGGACAUCAGCCCACAUCAGACUGGCAGGGUUGCGAGACUGUGACUCGGAGUCUGAUCAGCCAUCAUCGCACCGACGGACGACAAGUUUGGCCUCCGCAGGUACACGACGCUUGCUGGAUCGAUCGGAACGCGUCCAACUCGCAGAGCAGGAGUUGCGAGCUCGUGAGCUGGCAGAGGGGCGUAAACGGGCACUCCUGGAUAUCGCCACCAUGCUUUCCGUCGACUUUGAGUCUCUUGUGGGUAAUCCGCCUCCAACGCCGCCUAUGGCUCCUCUAUCGAGUGCGCCCGGCCGCAGUCAGCAGCCACGGCGUCUGCGCAAGGCACAUCGACCAGCAGCCAAGGCCAGGCUUGUGCAAUCCGCUCUUGCCUCCGGAUGUGGAGCAAUUGAAGUGGGGGCUGAUCCCCUUUUGGAAGAGUUUGACUUCGAAAAGGUCAGACACGAUCAGAUGCUUGUCUUUGCAUCUGCAGAUCUCCCACUUUUGAAGGAUCUCCUCGUGAAGAAUGCCCGGCCAGUCAGAGCACCCUGGACCGCAAGAGCAAUGCCAGCCAAUGUGCUCUUCCUCUGCGCAAGGUACGCCUGUGCAUUUGAAGGUCCCGGUCUUCUAGACGAGCUCAUGAAGACAGCGAUCAACCAGAUUGAGGACUCCAUCUAUGAACAUCAAAUGGACAUGGUCUGGCUGGUAUUCUGGAUGUCCAACACGACUCUUCUGCUCCAUUACUUUCUUGUCGAUGCGACAUUGAGCAGCUCUGAAAUGGCAGAGGAGUACCAGGGGCUUUUGACCGACCUCAUUAACGAGAUCUAUGUCUUCAUCAUUCGUGAUGCUGAACGAAGGAUAGACAACGUCCUCGAUACCGCCAUGCUGGAAUACGAGUCCUUGCCAGGGACGUCAGAAGCGCGUUUUGAAGGGGACUGGAACUUUAUGAAGAACCUUGCUGGAAGUGUCAAAAACAUGGGGUCAUCCAGUCCCCAGCGACGACCUCUCAGCCAGAUUUUCAGCGGCAGCAACAGUCCUAGAGGGCCAACUACACCGGCUACAAACGGGCUUUCCAUCUCGCAGCAAAAGGCAGCUUCAUCAUCUCCUAGCAAGAGGGCUCCCUCUGAGCUGAAUCUAUUGAGCGUUCGAGAGGCGUCGUACAAUGCAACUGCCGAUGAUCUUCUUGCAUAUCCUUCGCCCAGAACAGUCACCUCACUAUUGACAUCCACGCUCCAAGUCAUGCAGCUUUACGAAAUCAAUCCCGCCAUCAUCGUCCAGGUGCUCUCCCAAAUCAUUUUUUGGGUUGGCUGCGAGCUUUUCAAUCGUAUCCUCGCAAACAAAAAGUAUCUGUGCCGUUCAAAGGCGAUGCAGAUCCGCCUCAACGUCAGUGCCCUGGAAGAUUGGGCCCGCAACAAUGCGCUGCCUCUCGCCAUUGUUCAUCAACACCUCGCGCCGCUAUCCCAGCUGGUCUCCUGGUUGCAGUGUCAGAGUGCACUUCUCGAUUUCGAUGCGCUCAUUACUACUAUGCAGAAUUUGCGGGCUCUUAACCCUCUGCAGCUCCGCCGAACGGUGCGAGAUUAUCGGUAUGAAGUCAACGAGACACGCAUGAGCGAGGAGUGCUCGCAGUACUUGUUGCAGCUGCACGAAGACUGGAUGCGCUCGCUAACUACUGCAUAUCAACGGUGGCAGCGGGGCGAAAGGCAAAGCCAUGGCAGUGGACAUUUCCGGUCUGGGACGGCUACACAACAGAACCCACGCGGCGACCCCGAUGUGGACAUGGCUGGUACCAACGAUGCCGAGUUGGCAGACCUGACGCUAAGGAGCGCUGAAGAUACCGAAAUGACAGACGAGGAGCGGGCUGCGCGACAUGCACAAAUGUCCAUCGACGCUCUCUUUGAGCCCGGCAACAGCAUGGCAGACUACAUGCCAUCGUGGACACCUCUCGGUCGACCAGGACCCAAUGGAGAGGUAGUUGCUCUCUCUGAGCGUGUCCGGGAUAGCGAUUCCACCGCUGGUGAGGCACUGAACAGCCGGGAAAUGCUCCCUUUCGCGCUUCCUACAGGAAGUGAGGCACUCACGGUCAGCCCUGGCGAUGCUUUCAACUUUGGACGGGGCCACUUCAACGGAACUGGCACUCCGAGCUUGAAAAGCCUGCAUGCUCUGAGUUCACGCUUCAAUCCGGCCUCGCUGCGGUCGUCACUUCCUACCAGUCCUCGAAUACCAGGCAUGGAUGGGUCUCAAUCUAGCGGGCGUCGCAGAGAAGAGGACACCGAGAGUGUAGCGUCUUCUUCGAACACUAGGUCCAGCGCUAGUAGUCGGCAGAGCCUGUACCCUACGGGGCAUGGCUUUGGCGCUGGCGCCUCAUGGAGGCCGGUGCCCUUGCUCCCGGAAGGACUCCUUGAACAGAUCGAUCACCUUUCCCGCGCUCACCGACGAGUGACACUCGAGCAUCGACCUCCUUCAAGUGCGUUUUGGGAUUCGCCCUCGAUAACGUUUGCUAACGGCGAUCAAUUGCCCACACGGCCUGUGAGCGAUUCAACGCAGACCGAACGCGAUGUCGUUAUCGGAGAAAGCGGUGACGACAGCGAGCCGUCCUCAGAUGACGUGGUCAUUGGCAACGCGGACGGCGGACUACGGCAUGCUGGCACCAUCAAGUCGCAUGCACGUAAAGUGUCGCACUUCUCUGCCAAGCCACUGCGACUGGUUGUUCCGGACAAGAGCAAAGUUGUUGAUAGUAUUGCCGACGGUCUCGACGGACACGAUAUGGCAUUCACGCCUGUCAGUACCUGGAUGCAUUCGGCUUAA